UUUAUAAAGCUCGCUGACUUUGAGCACAACCAGAGACAGUUAAGGGGAGACAUUUGGAAAUGUUUGCACACUCUCAUGGCUUGCACAUCUUUCCAUUCGUCAAAUGCUCAUUAAACAUACCUAAAUAUUUAUCACAGAUCAUUGCUGUUGUGCUCUUGACUCUCUCUUCAUCGAAAGCCAAAAUGGUGAUGGUUCAUAACGGCGGAGAGCGCAUCGGGACACCGACGUCUCCAUUUACGCACGGUGAAAGCGCGUCUUUUGCGCACUUUUAAGCACGUUGGACUACUGUGUGUUUUGGGUGAUUUUGCAAUGGACGACCUCAGCAAUAUAUCACAUUCAUUGAAUUCCUCAGACCCGUUCGGUCGGGACGAAGAGGUCGCCAAAAUCGAGAUCGCGGUCCUGAGCGUCACCUUCGUGGUCGCGGUCGUCGGAAACUGCAGCGUCCUGGUGGCCAUACACAACACCAAGAAAAAGACUUCACGCAUGCAUCUGUUCAUUAAACAUCUCAGCCUGGCCGAUCUGGUGGUCGCGUUUUUCCAAGUGCUCCCACAGCUGUGCUGGGAAAUCACCUUUCGUUUCUACGGCCCGGAUUUUCUCUGCCGUAUCGUGAAGCACUUGCAGGUGAUGGGCAUGUUCGCCUCCACCUAUAUGAUGGUGAUGAUGACCCUGGACAGAUACAUCGCCAUCUGUCACCCUCUCAAGACCCUCCAGCAGUCCACCCGGAGGUCUCGCGUCAUGAUCGGAGGAACAUGGGUCGGCAGCCUGGUCCUUAGUGUCCCCCAAUACUUCAUCUUUUCUCUCAGCGAGAUCAAGAAGGGCUCGGAGGUCUACGACUGCUGGGCGCACUUCAUUCAGCCGUGGGGAGUCCAAGCCUACAUCACGUGGAUCACCGUGGGCAUUUUCCUGGUCCCUGUCAUUAUAUUAAUGACCUGUUAUGGAUUUAUCUGUCACAGCAUCAGGAAGAAUAUCAGAUAUAAAACCAAAAAGACAUCAGCUGCUGGCGCGUGCAGGAACGGGCUGGUGGGGAAGAACUCGGUCAGCAGUGUGACCACCAUAUCCAGAGCGAAGUUAAGAACCGUGAAAAUGACUUUCGUGAUUGUUCUGGCUUAUAUCAUCUGCUGGGCUCCGUUCUUCACCGUGCAGAUGUGGUCGGUCUGGGACAAAAACUUCAAAUGGGACGACUCAGAGAAUACCGCCGUGACUCUGUCUGCGCUGUUGGCCAGUCUGAACAGCUGCUGUAACCCGUGGAUCUAUAUGAUCUUCAGCGGUCAUCUCCUGCAGGACUUCGCUCACUGUUUCCCCUGCGGACACAAAAUCCAGCAGAGCUUCAGGAAAGAGGACUCGGACAGCAGCAUCCGCAGGACCACGCUGCUCACCAAGAUCACCAACCGCAGCCCCACCUGCAGCUCGGCCACCGCGAGAGAACUUGACCGGUCGCCAAAGAUCCUCAGGUCAGCUCAGACCGAGACGUAACGCCCUUUGGAAAGCCCUUUCAUCCAGACACACAAAACUGGACGCAAGUCCCAGAGGAAAUUGAAAAGUUUUGAUUUCUGUAAUAUAAAGGAAUGAAGAGAUCAAUAAGGAAAGGUCAUUCUCUGGCAGGUUUAAGCACAGACGUUUAUGAGAUCUGGCGUGUCUACUAUUUUUGGGAGAAAUAGAACUCUGCUGUGCGUGGUGCCAAACAUCACAGGUUCUCAUGACUUUCUGUUUGGGAAACGUUGGAAACAAGAAAGCAGUAAAUCUCUUGGGGGACUGUCGUACAAUCGUGAUAAGCGGGGAAAUCUGUCAAGUUUUUCCUGCGAGGUGCGUCGACUAAAACACCGUUUAUUUUGCCAGCAAUUAUUACAUCUGAGUCAACCGGACACCUUCUGCCGGGAACAGAACCAAGUUCUCACCGACGCCAAAAUAUAAGACCUGCCUCCAAAAAUAAAAUGAAUGUUGCACUAAAAUAAAACACUGAAGAAACGCUCUGAUUGAUCAGACGUCAACACACCGGACAUCACUCGUAUCGCCAAUUCUUAUUAUUUGUCGUGUAAAUCAUCUGGUUUUGCUUUUACGUGUCACAGUGCCAUAGAUGUUUAUCACACACGGAAACUUUCUGCACGGCUUUAACGCAGAACCUCAGAAGAUAUGGGCUGUGUUUUGUGAACUAUGCGUUGUGUUUUAUUGUGCUGUGUAUGACGACAGACCCGUAGAGAAUCACUGCUUCACCGCUAGAUAUCAAGUCACUGUUCACAAUCAUAAUUAUUGCAGUUGAAUGUGUUUUGAUGUAGAUAUUAAAUGUCAGAUUGUAAAGACAUGCACAAGUGUUUAUCAGAUGCUCUGUAUUUGUGUUGAUAUUAUUGUGAAUGCUCUACGUUUUCUUGCCAAACUUUAAGUGUGUUGCACGCCUCACAAAUGUCUCGGUGGAUCAAUGUGGCAAUAAAUGAAACUGUGAGGACUAUA
Molecule: messenger RNA, 2445 nt
Organism: Triplophysa dalaica
Lineage: Eukaryota; Metazoa; Chordata; Actinopteri; Cypriniformes; Nemacheilidae
Gene: avpr1aa
Product: arginine vasopressin receptor 1Aa
Biological process (GO): positive regulation of vasoconstriction; regulation of systemic arterial blood pressure by vasopressin; G protein-coupled receptor signaling pathway
Cellular component (GO): membrane
Molecular function (GO): peptide binding; vasopressin receptor activity
Source: RefSeq, a predicted model, not a curated record